UUAUCAGUAGCCGGCAAACUGCGUACAUUGCCGGGCGUCCAGAUAAAGGAUUUGCAGUUUGUUUAUAUGCAUUGCAUGGCGUGAGGUGCGGGCGGGGCGCGUCAGUGCGCGCGCGAUGCGUCCGGCGAUGCACGCGUGCUUGGCCGCUGAUGCGCAGUAGAUCAUUGUCCACGACAAGAUUCGCACUAUGGCUGAUUGGUCUAUGCUCGAUCGCGAGUGGCCACCCGACCUAUCCAUCGAUAACUAUUCCUACGGUCUAAACUUGUACUAUCAAGAGAAGCAGUCGAUGUCCGAAUACCUGCCGCCGCACGCGCAGCAAUACCAGCCGUUGCCGCCUCCGCCGCCGUCGCCCACGGUCACGCUGUUGCUCUCGCCGUCCCAACUGCCUCCCGCUCCUUGCGCUUCUGCCUUCAAUGAGUACGCUGUCGUGCCUAAGCCAGACAAUCCUCGUGAGAUCAGGAACAAGGCAGAGAAGCAGCGGCGGGACAAGCUGAACCACUCAAUCGCUGAGCUGGCAUCUUUGGUCCCGCCGGUGGUGGCUACCAACCGCAAGAUUGACAAGACUGGUAUCCUCAGACUUACUGCCCACUAUUUAAGAGCUCAUCAGUAUGUGUUUGGCGAAUCAAUCGGAAGAUUCCCGCGCGAGUUUCGUUCAGAAUCAGCGCGUGCAGUACUCGGCCUGCUUAAUGGGUUCCUGCUCACGACCACCUACAGGGGUCUCAUCGUAGUUGUCUCACAGAACGUGCAGAACCACCUUGGAUACACAGAGUUGGAUCUCCUCGGGCAGAACAUUUUCAGUAUAAUUCACGUAGAAGAUCAGCAGACUUUGAAAGAUAACUUAAUGCCUAAAAGCUACAUGCUGGGGUCUAAUGGAGAACUGCUGGUGCCAGAUGAACCGGAUGGUGUACAGAAAGUCUGUGAAGCACUGGCGAGGGAGAAACGUCAAUUUGUUAUAAGAUUCAGAAAACAUACGCAACGUUCGGAACCGAUACAGUAUGUGCGAUGUGUCGUGGAGGGUAGCCUGAGGAAGUCGGAUCGGGCGUGUCGCGGUCUCACUCGCUGCUGUCCUGUCCGCCGUGCCCGCGCCCGUGGCGAUAAUCCUUGCGCCAGUGGCAACGAUGUCGUAUUCAUUGGCGUUGUACGUCCUAUCGCCGAGACUUUUAUGACAGAAAGCUCACUCGAGUCCUUCAGGAUGGAGUACCGCACCCGUCACUCGAUUGACGGCCAAAUAAUGGAUUGUGAGCAACGCAUUGCCCUUGCAACUGGAUACAUGACCCACGAGGUGUAUGGAGUCAAUGCUAUGAACUUCAUGCACCGCGACGAUGUCCGCUGGGUCAUCAUUGCGCUUCGAGAAAUGUAUGAUCAACAUCGGUUAGUCGGCGAAUCUUGCUACCGUCUAAUGACAAAGAGCGGACAAUUUAUCUACAUGCGAACAUGUGGACAACUUGACGUGGAUGAAGACUCCCGCGCCGUUCGCAGUUUUGUUUGUACCAACACUGUCGUCGAAGAAGCUGAAGGCAAGCACCUUAUCAAAAUGAUGAAAAAGAAAUUUAUGCUAAUGAUAAACAAUAUUGACGAAGCGCCGCCUGAAGAGGAAUCACUAGAGGGAAACGAGAGCAAAUUGACUGUUGAGGAUCCACGCGCUUUAGAAAAGGUCAUUUUGCACCUGGUGACCAACCUGCCUUCUCCGAAGCCAGAGAAUGUGAGCCCAUUGCCUGAUAAAGGUGAUUCUUCCACACUCCCUCUGGCUAUAAUCCCUCCAAAGAAAGAACGCAUAAUAAGUGCUAUUGAUAAAAUUUAUAAUGUUAUUAACAUUUUUACUAAAGAUAAUGGUUUAUCACCUACUAAAUACCAAAAAAUGGAUUAUAAAAAUACAAAUUCUGAUUACAAACCCGGUGAAGACGAAAUGCAGAACAGAGUAGAUUGUGAAACAGACGCACCAGAACAUAUAGAAGAAAAAGAGCUUUCGCAUAGACAACUUGACGAAAUUACGAAAUUUGAACCCCUAAACGUAACGUCCAGGAAUAUUGAGUCCGAAGGGCGCUUGUACCGUUUCUUCCUGAGUCGAAACCGUCCAAUGGACCCAUCGAAAUCACCACCCCCCGUUACAACCCAAUCGGGGGUUGCAAACAGCCCAGUGCCAGUUUCUAAUACACGCAGUCAGUCUCAAGUGAAGGAUAAUCGAAAUGAUAGCUUGGUGAUCAACGUGCCAUCAUCAAAUGAACAGCCUGUGUCGGCCGAAGUAGAACCCAUCCCCGGACCGUCAGGUAUUAAACGACGAAGUCAUGAACAAAACAAAAGAAGAGAUGAGCAAAAAAAAAUACGAAAGACACCUACUUCCAAAUCGAAUGCCCUUAAGAGAGUAGACAAGGUUCAUACUUCAACUACAACAUCCACAAGCUGGGUUGAAGUAAGAACAAUACCAACCAUCACUCAAACUCUAGUAUCAUUAAUUGUACCGGUUGCUGUCUACCCGUCUGCGUCGGUCAGUACCUCGAUCACGCAGCUCGAUCUGCAACACGAACCGUUGCUGCUCCAGGUGCAGCCCGUACCCCAAAUCGUACUGCAAGCACUAGCACCCUUGAUGUCACCCUCGACAACGGAAAAUCAGUUAGACGCAGCCGAAACGCCUGAACAGGCGUUAAAAGAUUUGGGAGAAUUUCCAGUAGAAAAUAUAAACGAACAAGAACCUGAACAAGCUGUAGUUGCAGAAGAAAGCAAUGCUGACGAUAUACUGAAUGGUCUUUCUCCUGAAGGACUAGAAGCUAUCGACAAAGCCGCUAUAAAUGUGCGUAUUAAAGAUUUUGCCUCUAUUGAUGAAUCUGAACUACCACUACUAUUGAAAUAAAAAAAAUCAGAGGUCCGUUAAUAUUCAUUUUAACUUUUCUGUCUACGUUCUUAAUUUAUUUAUCUACAAACCAUUUACUGUAAUAUACGUUAAAAAGCGUUAUAAUAGUUUUCUAAGCAAUUUGUGCAAAUUCCUUCUCCAAGGAUAAAUAUGGAAGCAACCUUUGGUAUGGUUACUUAUUGGGGAGGACAGCUUUUAGCUACUAACCUAAAGAAAAGAAGCCAAGAAGAAAUUUAAAACCAUUUCAUAGUUAGUUUGUUAAAGCUCAACGUAGCGUCCUUUCAGUCUUUUUUUCACUAAUAAAUGAGUCCGCUAAAACAUUUGUCGAAAUAAAAAUGUAAAUAAUUUACAAAACAUUUUUAAGAUCUCACUGUAAUCUUGGUCUGUGCCAGACGUUCUAGAUUAGCCCCACACAAUUUUCUGUAGUGUGUCGUCAUUCAGACUUUUUCUGUCCGUAAUUUUACUAACCAGAUUUAAUUUAAUCGUACCUUGCGAACUCAUCUAUCCCGCAGCUCCCCACGAGCUAUCGAAGUUUCUUUAAUUUUUUUUUAUUAUAGCGUCACCAACUACUACGAAUUGAUUAAUACGGUAGUCGUUAUAUCUUAGCUGUGCAUCUGAAACGUGCAUUUCAUGAAUUACAUUUGAAAGAAUUAAUGAAAAACUUAAACUUUUGCCUGUCCCUACAUCUACUGUAUUUAUAUUAUUAUAUUACUAGAACUUUU
Molecule: messenger RNA, 3570 nt
Organism: Hyposmocoma kahamanoa
Lineage: Eukaryota; Metazoa; Arthropoda; Insecta; Lepidoptera; Cosmopterigidae
Gene: BmMET2
Product: circadian locomoter output cycles protein kaput-like
Exons: 10
Coding region: 188-2848 (886 amino acids)
Biological process (GO): regulation of transcription by RNA polymerase II
Cellular component (GO): transcription regulator complex; nucleus; aryl hydrocarbon receptor complex
Molecular function (GO): RNA polymerase II cis-regulatory region sequence-specific DNA binding; DNA-binding transcription factor activity, RNA polymerase II-specific; protein dimerization activity
Source: RefSeq, a predicted model, not a curated record